This is a messenger RNA of Trichomonas vaginalis G3, 1167 nucleotides long. RefSeq lists its product as uncharacterized. The transcript has a single exon. The record is from RefSeq and is a predicted model, not a curated record. Bases 1 to 1167 code for a protein of 388 amino acids. Lineage: Eukaryota; Parabasalia; Trichomonadida; Trichomonadidae.
AUGCUAAAUGUUUUAUUCCUUUUGUUUAUACAGGUCAAGAAGUUAUAUAGUGAUAUAAAAGAAACAUCAUUAGAGUGUUCAAAUUCAAAUCCAUGCGUUUUUACUAUAGGAGCUGACUCGAAAAACAAUGUAACUUUCUUGAAUUUGUUUAAUCUAGAAAGUGCCGAUGAAGUAAGAUAUUCAUAUACAAAAUAUACUUCGUUGUCAGACAUUUCAACAUGGAAUAUUGCAUCAGAUGAAGAAAAAAAUAAAGUUUGGAAAUCCAUGUCAUCUCUUUCGGUUUACGUAAAACCUGCUUCCACAAAAGAUAUUAAUGUAAGAGGAGGGAAAAUUAGGAACUCAAUAUGCCCUAGUGGUACGAUCAUCUCGACAAAAGAAUCAUUCAAUAUCCAAGAUUACUCAUCAAAUCCGAUUGGGCAGCCACCAUCUCAGUUUUGUCUUAUAUUUUUACAUCAAAAAGCUUCAGUUGUUGUUAAAAACACACUUAAUAGAAAUGAUCAACUUACUUACAGAGUUGGCUAUAAUGAUUACAGAAGAAUUGGUUGGCAAAGAUCAAAAACUAUUAAUUCAGAUCGAAUUCCUAUAUAUCUCAUAUUCAAAUUAUCUAAUAAUAAUGAAAUUAGAAAAUUUACUAUCAAUCUGAAUAACGUUCAGCCACAGGGUCAUGAAGAGGCUGAAUAUAACAGUAAAGACAUCCCUACUCUCGAUUCAAUUGAUGAAAGUGAAGAAGAAGGAAAUGAAAAUGGAGAAACUGAAGAAAGCAGCUCGGAUAUUAUUGAUGAACCACCUGAUGAAAUAGAAGAAUCAUCCUCCUCAAUAUCCUCUUCUUCUGAACUUGUCAGUCAAAUUUCAAUUACACCUUUACAAACUCCGGAAGAAACAUGGGAAGGAGAUUGGGAUGACCCACCAAAUGUUAUUGUUAGAGGUAAUGAUGUUCCAGAGAUUCAUGAAACCCAUCCACCAAUUCAAACUGAUUACAUUAAAACUCCUGUUCCAAAAGUCACUACAUAUAUCAAUGUGACGAUGGGAACCUCCAUAAUAGUAGUUGUUGUAAUUCUCACUAUUGUUAAUAUAAUCAGAACUGUUAGAAAAAUGAGAGGAAAUGAGUGUGGUAGAAUUUACGAAAAAGUGACACUUAGCCUUAAAUUUCCAAACACUAUUUUUUGA